CAGUCCUUUGGGAUUACAUCACUUGCUCGUACCCGUAGACAUCAAAUGUUUAACGGAUGUCGGCGAAUUCCCAACCCGUUGCUGGUGGGAGACCACUCAGUCACGAAGGGCAAACUGUUCGGGAUAUGCGCGCAUCAUGCCUACGAAUCGCAUUGAGAUAUAGUCGCAAUAAACCGCACAUUUUCCGUCUGAUGAAGAAUUCCGGUCUUAUUGCGUGUUUUGCGGUUUCUUUGUGCAUCACCGAAUCUUUGUUUAAAUUGACCGAUGAGAUGCUUGAAGAUACAGAGCUGGAUGCGAACAUGAAUCCUGCUCCAAACGAAGAUGCAUCUACUAACGCACCGGGAAAAGCAAGUGAUCUCACCUUGAAAACCGUGCUUGAACAACGCGGGAUUGCUGUUGAUCGCAUUCUCGGCAAGGAUGAAGUUCAUCGGUUACUAAAGGCCUCCGGGCGACUCGCUCCUGAAGAAAUCGCAGCGGCCGCAAAGUUUCUCGCACACACAAAGAACUUCAAGGCUUCCGAUUGCCCUGACGCGCAGCUUCAUCGCAUGGUACUCUCUGGUGAAUGGACACCUAACAAAGAUCCCACUCCGCCUGGGGCCGUGAGCAUUGUGUUCGGCAGUGAAUCCGCCUUCGUGGAGCAGGUGGAUGACAACAAGGACAGUGUCUGGCUUCUAGCUGUGAUUGUACCUACUCGUCUGGAAGAAAUUGGUAAAAGCGCUGAUUCAACCAGAACCUAUGGGGACUCUGUUGUGACGAGCGAAGUCUGGGGGCGUUUGGUCCACAUGUACAAACCUUUUGGAUUCAAACUUGGAUUAAUUGAUUGUCGCGUGGUUCAGAGUGUCUGUCUCGAUCGGGGGUUCAUUGCCGCGGACCUCGUGCUAGCGCUUCCCAAAGGUGAUGACCGUAUAAAGGACGCCGUCCAGUUUCGACCAUAUCCUCGGCAUCUGGCUCAUUCUCCUCGUCUCACUAAAGUGUCAUUCUCAACGACUCAGGCACUCCAACAUAUCCGUGGCUGGAUGAGCUCGUUGCUAUCCGAACGCGUUCCAGAUGUCACUAGCAUGGAAUCCUUAAUUCCUGCUUCACUUCGCCCCACCGGAGGAAUUGGGCUACAAUCGAAGGGAUUGAAAUUUCAGUGGUUUCCGUGGCUUCGCCGGCGUCCACAGCCCUUGCAUUUAAUUUGGAUGCCAAACGCACAUUCCACUGGGCCGCCCCCACCACCACCGUCAUCUGCUUCUCGCUGCGAAGAUGCUCCACCCAUGGUUUUGUCUGCUCUAUCGGUUCCUUUCACCGGCCGCGUCCGAUUCGGCGCAAUUCGUGAGCCUGUUUUCAACAGACUGAGCGGCUCCGGUCGUCAAGGCGAUUCACUUCGCUCUAUUCACCAGGGUUCAAUCAAAAACCCAUCCGAUCUGCUGUAUACAUUGAAUUGCCCACCAGAUGCAACUUAUGUAAUUAUAACCCCUGAGGCAAAAUGUCUCGCUUUCGGAAAGAAAAAGGGCGAGUAUCCAGGCUACGCUAACAUGGCUUUGUUCCUCCGAUUUCUUUAUCCCUCCGUAGACGAUUGUAUGCUUCUCUUUGUCUUUCUUGUCAAUUUACUUGUUCUUCUCAACUCCGCUCUGGAUGCCGGCGUCAUGUUAUCCCACAUUCGCCAUCACACUGCCAGCGGUGGAAACUCCUUACCAAGUCCUCCUGUCAGUCAUCGCUUGAACUUGGCUCGCGCUGUUGUCAGGCUCGCUCGCAGAGGAUGGACUUCACACACUCCUUCCAGGCGUUUCGUGGAUAACACUGAUGAUGUGCAUCAAAUUUCCACCGGAAGUUUACCACACACUAGCGUUUGCCGCAAGCAACUUCUCGCGUUCUGUAAACAUUUUUGUCUCGACAUUCUCUCCUCUAAUUUUCUCAUUCUGAUCACCAUUCUGCCGUUGAUCAACAUUCUUAAUUUACCCCAUGCAUCAUGUCUCGUAAACGUCUCCCUUCUACUUUUGCGUUCCUUGGCCAUGUCCUCUCCGGCUGUUUCUUUGCGCCUGUCCAUCAUGAGCGGUCGUUUGACUUACACCCGCUUCGCGCUGUUCCUUUCGUUGCUGUGGCUCUCUUUGGUUAUUGUCACAUGCUGCGUUUAUCCUCCAAUUCAGUCCAUGCGCAUACGGCCAGGACGCCGCCGGAGCACGCGUCGGAUAUCCUGUUCCUCUCUGCAGCGUCUCUAUAAUCGUCCCGCCGAUCAGUUAGUCAGCGAACUCACUCGGCUUCUGCUCGCCACCUCGGACACCGAUGCACACCGAGAUCGCACUACAAGUUCUAACACUUCGAGCACUGUUGAAGCGGAAGUGCAGCCAAACUCCCAUGCAUCUUCUGCGCCAAAUAAUGACACUGUUACAACUCGACAUCCCCGCCCCGAGGCUAACCGCUUGCUGCAUCGUUUGAAUUCCCUUCAUCGGCUACUGUUGGAUGGGGAACAUAUUGUGAACUCAUCCACUUCACUCAUUCCCUCCCUCCCUCCAUCCAGUUUUGAUGAAUCAGAUCCACGGAACAGAUCAGCCGUAAACGCAGCCCCUGCUCACAUUUACACGUGGCAAUUUGCAGUAUCCAAUUCCGUUAGCAACCUUUCUGAAACUCCUGCUGCUUCGAGGCCCACUUCGACCUCUGCGGCUACGCAUCGUAAAGAGCCGAAUCACUUGAAUAGCUCUCGUAAUUUGCGUUGCACCUACCCACCUGCACCUCACACCUUACUGGGUGUGUAUGAAGCGGAGGACGAACAAGAUGAAUCGGAGGUGGAGCAAACAAAUUGUCCGAAUGUCCGAAGACGAUUUCGACGCCAUCGACCAUGUUUACCGCUGCGAUCGGAUUCCUCUAGCAGUCGUUCCGAUACUGAGGGGGAAGAUCCCACCUCCUCCGGAGAAUCCAAUUCAACGAACAAUUGGCCUCUUUGGGUUAUUCACUGUGAGAGUUGUGUCGUUUGCUGGCGUACCUUUCGUCCACGUGUCAGAUUGGGCGCUUUACCUUGUGGGCACGGCUUUCAUGAGGCUUGCAUUCGUCGAUGGUUGGACACUGGCGCGCUCGAUUGUCCUGUUUGUCGCUGGCCCGCGUAUGCCCCACACCUUAGGCAGCAACGCCAGAUGAUUGGUCAACUGUUGGCUGCGGUUCGCUCUACCUUACAUGCGACGCGUCAACACAGCCUGACUGACUCGGCCACAUCGGAACGGAUGCGCGACUCAGUGUCCUCUUGCUGAAUGUUGAUCUCUGUGUCUUCCACUGCAUCUCCCAUUGUCUCUAUCUCUCUUCAGUCGAAUCAUCUCCUUGUGUCUUCAAGCUUGCCCCCUAGUUUGUGAUUGCACACGUUUCUCUGGUGCUUUCCCUAUCCGAAAUGUUGUUCGCAUUAAAUCGUUUUUAUAUUUCGUUCGUUCUCCACAUUUUGUACACUGUGGCUUGCCUCCAUUUUUUGGUGAUGCAUUACUGCCGUGACUUUAUCACUUAUGUGACACCGAUUACAGCAUUGUUGAUCGUAUGCUUCUAGCCUCACCAUUUUGUCCCAAGACUACUGUGCUAGUUGAUAUAUGUCACCUUCAUUGAUGCGGUUGGCAAAGCUGCUAUCCUCAGACAUGACAUCUCGGCAUGAACGUACAGUACAGAGCAGUCUUGGUAAACGCCUUUUGUUACGUAAAUAAACAAUCCUUGCAACUAGCCAUCUUCUCGCACGGACCUUGUAUGAUGGGCGUUCGGCUGGAAAAUGUGAGGUAUAUUGUGCGUUUAUAGUCUUCGCUGUGUUAUUCCGACGGCAGCUAUGAGUCAUCGAGACAGGUUUUAAUGCCGGUCUACGUUCUGUGUCUACCAUCCUGCUUUUGGACUGUGCGGAUCAAACAAUAUUUGUACAUUGGCGUUUGAUAGAUCGAAUUGCCUACAUGGACUCAUAAAUCAGGGCGCUCUUCCUCGGCCUGGGUAACCGGGAAGAUCUUUGCCCGCACAACACAUCAA
Molecule: messenger RNA, 3966 nt
Organism: Dicrocoelium dendriticum
Lineage: Eukaryota; Metazoa; Platyhelminthes; Trematoda; Plagiorchiida; Dicrocoeliidae
Source: the annotation of a GenBank genome assembly